Molecule: messenger RNA, 651 nt
Organism: Dichotomopilus funicola
Lineage: Eukaryota; Fungi; Ascomycota; Sordariomycetes; Sordariales; Chaetomiaceae
Product: NUDIX hydrolase domain-like protein
Exons: 1
Coding region: 1-651 (216 amino acids)
Biological process (GO): nucleoside phosphate metabolic process; ribose phosphate metabolic process
Cellular component (GO): nucleus
Molecular function (GO): ADP-ribose diphosphatase activity
Source: RefSeq, a predicted model, not a curated record
AUGACAAAAACCCAAGAACCCACCAUCACCUCGGUCACCGACCUACCCACCAGCGACGCCAAAUGGCUCACCCUGCAACAAAUCGCCUACGUCGACCAGACCGGCAAACCCCGCACCUGGGAAGUCGCCGCCCGCAAGACCCGCGCAGACUCCUCCGGCGGUGUCGACGCCGUCGCCAUGGGCAACAUCAUCCUGCACCCGUCCCGGCCACCGGCCACCGUACUCGUGAUCCAGUACCGCCCGCCGCUGGACGCGUACACGGUUGAGUGGCCCGCGGGGCUAGUGGAUGAGGGGGAGAGCGUGGAGAAGGCGGCAGUGAGGGAGUUUCGCGAGGAGAUUGGGUGGGAGUGCGAGGUGGUGAGUUUGAGUCCCGUGCAGGCGGCGGAUCCGGGGAUGAGCAGUGCGACGAUGCAGAUGGCAAUGGUGGAGGUGCGGUUGGGGGAAAGGGAUGAUCCGCUGGCGUUGCCGGAGCAGAGGUUGGAGGAUGGUGAGCAUAUUCAACGGGUCGUGGUGCCGCUGGCGGAGCUGUAUCAGAAGUUGUCCGAGUAUAGUGCCAGGGAGAGGACGAUUGUGGCUGCGAAGCUGUUCCAUUUUGCGGCGGGAAUGGAGUUUACACGGACGAUGGGGAAGCAAUAUGGGCUUUCGGGGUAA